Molecule: messenger RNA, 2273 nt
Organism: Eleginops maclovinus (Patagonian blennie)
Lineage: Eukaryota; Metazoa; Chordata; Actinopteri; Perciformes; Eleginopidae
Gene: gmpr
Product: guanosine monophosphate reductase
Exons: 9
Coding region: 287-1327 (346 amino acids)
Biological process (GO): nucleotide metabolic process
Cellular component (GO): GMP reductase complex
Molecular function (GO): GMP reductase activity
Source: RefSeq, a predicted model, not a curated record
GGGGAGAGAGAGGCCGCUGGAGGAGCAGAGGGAGAAAGAGAGGGGGAUAGAGAGAUAGAGGGUGAGAGAGAGAGAGUCCAAGCCCAAAUAAAGUCAUGGGGGCCGGGGCUGGGCUGGGCCCCUCAUUGCUAUAAAUACGCUGGCCGCCUGGAGGUUCGGGUUUGGUGGUUGGGGCUUGGGACCAGCGACCACCUCUGCUGCUGCAGUCUUCAUCAGGAGUGUCUCCUCUUUGUACUCCUCAUCCUCUUCAACCUCACUCUGGUCAUCAUUACUCUGGGCAGCCAAGAUGCCUCGCGUGGAUUCAGACCUCAAGCUGGACUUUAAAGAUGUCCUCUUUAGACCCAAGAGGAGCAGCCUGAAGAGUCGCUCAGAGGUGGACCUUCAGAGGACCUUCACAUUCCGCAACUCUAAACAGACAUACACCGGCAUCCCCAUCAUCGCUGCCAACAUGGACACCACAGGGACGUUUGAGAUGGCACAGGUCCUCAGCAAACACACCCUGUUCACAGCCAUUCAUAAACACUACUCUGUAGAGGACUGGAAAAACUUUGCCUCUAACCAUCCAGAAUGUGUGGAGCACGUAGCUGCCAGUUCAGGAAGUGGAGUGGCAGAUCUGGAGAGGCUGUGUGCCAUCUUGGAAGCUGUCCCUGCCAUAAAGUACAUCUGUUUGGAUGUGGCCAACGGCUACUCCGAGUACUUUGUGGAGUUUGUCAAAACGGUCAGAGAAAAGUUCCCUAAGCAUACGAUCAUGGCUGGUAACGUGGUAACAGGGGAGAUGGUGGAGGAGCUCAUCCUCUCCGGUGCGGACAUCAUCAAAGUGGGCAUCGGGCCAGGGUCCGUGUGCACUACUAGGAUCAAGACAGGAGUGGGCUACCCACAGCUCAGUGCUGUAAUCGAGUGUGCAGACUCAGCCCAUGGACUCAAAGGACACAUUAUCUCUGACGGCGGCUGCAGUUGCCCAGGAGAUGUAGCAAAGGCCUUUGGUGCAGGGGCUGACUUUGUGAUGAUGGGAGGAAUGCUGGCAGGCCACGACCAGUGCACCGGAGAGGUCAUUGAGAAGAACGGCAAGAUGGUCAAACUCUUCUACGGCAUGAGCUCUGACACCGCCAUGAAGAAAUAUGUGGGUGGAGUUGCUGAGUAUAGGGCGUCUGAGGGGAGGACAGUGGAGGUUCCCUACAGAGGAGAUGUGAACAACACCAUCCUGGAUGUGCUGGGGGGCCUCCGCUCCACCUGCACCUACGUGGGCGCCGCCAAGCUCAAAGAGCUGAGCAGGAGAACCACCUUCAUUCGUGUCACACAACAGUCCAGCCAAAUGUUCAUCUCAUAGGGUGUACUCGUGUACACACGCGCACGUGCACGCGCGCGCACACACACACACACACAGGUUGCAUAGUAUGCACUGUGUGGGUAUUUAAACGUGCAAUAGUGGGACAGUGGUGUAACACAUACAGGAGACACGACACACACUCACACCGACUCUUCUACAUGAUCACAUCAACUUCUCUCAGGAUAUCUGCCAUCAGAAAGCUGUUAGUUUCCUGCAGGAUGUGAUUAAAAUAAACCCAAAUUUUGACAAUAAUUCUCCAAGACGAAUAGAAGCAACUUAAUCCUACAUCGAGUGCGUUUACAUGAGCACUUCAGAUCUGAUAUUUUAAAAUAUUCUUUUAACCUUAGCAUAAUGUAGUAGUCGGGAUAUUUUAAGAUUAACAGCGUAUACGGAAUAAACAAGAAUGUUAGCUAUGUGAAAAACGUUGCAUGUAAAUACACUCGGCAGGAGGAAGCUGACACUCACUCUAAGAUCAUUUGGGGAAACCGUUCUGAUAAACUGUACUGUAUGAUACAAUGAAUGUGCAAAUGAAUAUGCAAGACCCAGAGUUGUCACCCUUUAACUUUCACUGGAGAAAUCAUGCCGCAAUAAACUGCAUGCAGUACCCUCUGCUAUAAUGUGUUUCCCUGAGGAUUGACAACAUAAUAGUUGAUCUCUCCCAAGUGUCUGUGUGCAUGUAUUUUGGGAGUGUCAGGAAUAUUGAGCCAAAUCUUGACAUCUGGAUUUAGGUGUCCCAAACGUUUGACAUGUUUGAUUUACCCUGCUGUGUAUAAAACUGUCUCGUCUAAGUCCUCUUCUUUGAUUCCACUGUGCCUGACAUUUAAAACCCAGGGCGUCUUGUGGCUUAUACCUCAUUGAUGCUCUUGUAUUUUACGCAAGGAACUUCAGGGAAAGUCAUGUAAAGAGAUGACAUGUUUAAACACUAAUAAAUGAAACAUCUAAAAUA